Messenger RNA from Cladophialophora yegresii CBS 114405, 3576 nucleotides. RefSeq lists its product as uncharacterized. NCBI's taxonomy places the organism in Eukaryota, Fungi, Ascomycota, Eurotiomycetes, Chaetothyriales, Herpotrichiellaceae. The transcript is spliced from 2 exons. Bases 1 to 3576 code for a protein of 1191 amino acids. The record is from RefSeq and is a predicted model, not a curated record.
AUGGCGCCCAGCGUGCGGUCCGGACCUCUGGUGAGCGACACUAGCAAGGUGCCCGCGAUGCCAACAGGUCUCCGUCAUUCAGGGAACUCAUCGCCUGCAUACCCUCCUGUCAUACUGUUCCCAUCCAAUGCAUCUGGCGCGCAGCUUGAACCAUCAAAGACGCGUCCCAGAGCCGUUCAUUUGUCCGCUGAAGCACCGCUGACACCUACGACUUCAGCCACUGGACACAUAAAGAAGUCCUGGGUGAACAGCGCUUCAAAGACCUUUGGAUUCAGAAGACUGCGUCGGAAGACCAGCUUCACGAGAGAAGACGCAUUGAGUCGUGACUCAGGUGGCCCAGUGCGAACGCAGUCGACUCGAAAACUCUAUGUUCAACCGCACAACCUGGCUGGUAGCUCUCGCUCACCUGUUCCUGCGCCUUUGACUCACCAACUGCAAGACAGCCCUGCUGUGCCUACUGGCGCGAACCACCUCCAUCAUCCUGUCCCUUCUGAGAAGACUGACAAGCCACUCCCGAGUCUGCCUGUAGCAACUGUGAAAUAUCAGUCUCCUGUGCGUAGAUCCCUCAUCGACUGCACUGAGAAACCGCUCAAACGACGAUCAAUGACACCUACCGAGGUAGCAACUCCUGAAGAGGAUGACUGGCCACCAAUUCUGCCCACAAAAUCUUACACCAAUCUCCCCUCCUAUGGGAACCAGUCACAGAUCAAGCCAAGCCUAGGAGAAAGCCUCUACGAGGGCAUGCGCGCAUUAGAUUUGCAGGACAACAAAGAGGGCACCUCUGAGACUCAACCGAAGGCUCAAUUCGAUAACACUGCGGACUCUCAAGAGACACACCCUCAUAUGGCUUCGCAGGCGGAAGAGAAGGAGAGCGCGGCAGAAGAACUUCUUUCAGACGGCAGGAGACGACCUCUUUCCUCUAGUCAGCUUCCGAAACCCCGAGACUCGAUGCUUCAGUCGCUCUCACGCCAUGUUGACAGUCCUGUUGCCGUCCGUCAAACCAAGACAUCGACCAUGCGUCUGCAACAAGCCACCGGGAAAUCGACCUGGGAUCCUAACGAGAAGAACAAACUUGCCAACAGUCACAUUCCCACAAUUCGAGAACAAGCUGAGUCUCCUUCCCCGUCAUGGGCCAAGCAAACUGUUCAAGGCGGACCAGUCCGUGUCAACUCACGUGGUCGUUGCGCUGUUACCGGCCGAGGAUCUCCUUAUACCAUCCCCUCUCGAGCUCAUCCAGGGCGCAAGCCGCUCCACCACAACGAGAACAAUUCUUAUGGGAGAUCACUCCGCACUCCCACAAAUGGUCAAGAGGAAAUUGCCACACGACCCUCUGCUUCACCAACACGGAAGUCCCGUAAGGAUUCUCUCCCCUUGCCGGCUCGGCUCCUGUGCCCAUCAACCAACAUCGGAGAUGAGCUGGGUGUGGCGACUGGCCCUUCUACCGCCGAGCCCAUCUUGAGCCUUGCAACGAAAGAGCAAAAGAAUAGCGACGUUGGAACUCAUCAAGGCAGCACUUUGUCCGGGCACGAUGGAUCACAUGGCAAUUCCCGCAAGCUUGAGACGGACGCGGUUAGUCAACCUCAGCUUCUGACCGUCAAGGAAGUCCUGUCGACACCGGCGCCUGAUGAGACCGAAUCCUUUGUUGACAGCGAUGAGGAUAACUCGGAGGUCAGUGUUCGGGGCUAUGACUCUUUCGGUGGAUAUCGCAUUCGACGUGUAGGCAACAACGGUUCCAAGAUUGGCCCAACUCUUCGAAUCACAGACUCUGCAAGUCGUGUCCUCCUAGGACCAGAAGAUCGAAAAAGCACCCUCGACGCCAACAGUCCCGUCAAGUUGAGGCACAAGCGUAGCGCUCCGGACGUCGCCUCUCCACGUAUGGCGAGAGAUCAACUCCGCCGAUCCAGUGCCAUCUACAGCAAUCUGCCCAGCCCUAUGGCAUUUGCGAGACAUCUCUCUGAUCGAUCUCCAUUCCAGGACAAGGCGGCCGGACAAGAUGAAGCAUGGCCGCGCGUCGAUGCCAACAGCUCUGUCGACGCUGUUGUUGUGCGAGCAGAACUUCCUGGCAGCGAAGGCACCUUUGGGGCACAUUCGAUUGCAGAGAGCGGGGACAAUCUCACCUCUGAGGCAGCAGCUUCUCGCCUGAGAUCUGAUAUCAAAGGCACUCCAGCAUCAGAUCAUGGUGACUGGCCUGGGAAAGACUUUGCAGAAUUCAACCUUGGCUCUGAUGCCACACCCACUGCAUCCAAGCACGACGCUCCGGCUGCCAAGCCAGGAUUCAGACGUCCCGCUCAUUCCAAGUCUCCGUCUCGCCCGCCAACUGUCGUGUUGCGCGAAGCACCGAGCAAGGAGACUGCACCCUUUCUUUUUCAAGACCUUGAGCAAGAACAAGCCAAGCAGGAAAAACUUGCCAAUGAUCUUGCAGAGGCGGCUGGAUCUGGCUCAGAGUCAUCGGUCAACACGCAGCCCACAGAUCCGGUCACCACCGCGAACUCUACCCCGAGCAUGAGUAGUGUAACGAUGCCGUUUCCACCACGAACCUCUUCACGCAAGCCAAAGCCGCCACCAAUCAUCGUAUCGCCACCAUCAAUCAGCUUCUUUCCCAACCCUGCUCCAAAAGCCUAUGCUGUGCAGCCGGAAAGUCUGCAGAAACCUCGCUAUGUGAAGCCAUUUUCGCAGAGCAUCUCUCCAGUUACUAACUCCGUCAAGGGUAGGAAGGUCUCAAAUGUCUUGGCACAUAGUCCAUCGACCUCGGGGAAGAAGAAAGUGGUCUCGAGCUUGAGAGGAUUGUUUCACAAGAAGAGCUUCGAGUCUACCAAGGCCACUGUUGCUAGCGAUCCUAGUGUGGCUGGUGAUACUGUGCCCCUACCCGUCAUUCCAGCUCUUGUUUACGAGGGUGAUGGUCCUCGCCGUGCGUCCUUCCGUCGCAAGCCGGUUCCUCCUUUCGCACCGAGAGACGAGACAAACAGCAGAAAGUUCAGCAAUCCGCUUCAUCCGAAUCCCUAUGCCACAUCCACCGGAAUGAGGCAAUUCAAGCACAAGAACCCACUCAUCAGUCCCACGACGCCUUGGACAGCCAACCUCAAGACGCCACUGCCACCAAAUGCCGCUGCCACGACAACCGGAGUCGCAUCGAACGCGAAGUCUACGCCGAGCUCGACUUCGAUCUCUGCCUCCGUGACAAAUCUCCCUCGUGCGCAACCUUCCCCGGUCGGCAACUCGUCCCCUUCGAUGUCUCUGUCACCCGCGACCCCGGCUGGCCCGCCCUCCCUUUCCGCGGCUACGACGCUGACGCAUAACCUGCUCGACAUCGUCCGCUCAACCACGAACCCCACGCACAAGUCCCACCUCAUCGAACUAUCGAAGUGCAUGGUUGAAGUGGUCAACUCGGCGCGUGACGCGGAGAAAGCCAUGGAAAAGGCACGCAUGGAAGCCAGUCGCGCCGAGGUGGCGUACCUGAAAUGUGCCAAGCAGGUCGUGAAUGUUCAGGGUUUGAUUAGAGAGAUUACGGAUGGUGGGGUCAACGUUGAGACUCGUGUUGCCACCAAGGAUCAGGGUAUGACGGUCAAGGAAGUCUGA